CCCACCGGAAACUUUGGGGUAUUUGCCAUCUCAAAAGCGGGAGAGAGCCCAAUACUUACGACUCCACGAGUAGACGAUCAUGGACGUGAAAUACGCCAACGGAGACGACACGUCAAGUCUCGGGCUGGAUGUUUGGCAUGUAAAUCAUCCAGAGUCAAGUGCGAUGAGUUCCAGCCUGUUUGCGCGAGAUGUUCAGCCAAAAGUAUACCUUGUCAGUAUGACUUUAGCAUCAUGUCCAUGUUACCAAACUAUCCACGGCAUCAAAUCCACUGUCAGAGAUAUGGCAAUAGCUCCGUCCCGAGAUCUCUUGGACUGGGCCUUGAUAUGAGUGUCCUACAGCUCCUGUACCAUUUUGAUCACCACACCGCCUCGACACUUGCCUUUGGCGCCUGUGUAUGGAGAGAUGGGGUGAUUCCUCUGGCACUCAAUGAUGAGGUUGUUAUGCAUGCAAUCCUAAUGAUAUCCGCCUCUCACCAGCAUAGCAUCUCGCCCGAUAAUGCUGCAUACAUCAAAGCCAUGGCCUAUCAUCUAGACCUUACUCUCUCUGGUUUCAGGGGUCUCUUGGCACAAGGCACAGAGAAUUGCAAUCACGAUGUAGUCAUCGCUUGCUCUCUCUUGCUAGUCCACUAUGCUUGGUCCAUGCCCUUCUUUGCAUAUGCAGACGACAAAAUCGAUAUGAGAAGCGAGCCAGACAGGCUGCUCAAAUUUGCUGCAGGUCUCAAAGCAGUUAUCAUGAGCACGAAACAAGAUGAAAGCUAUCCUGAUGGCAUUUUCAAGUCUCCCUUGUCCGGCGCUACCAUCCAAGGAUUCCAAGAUUGGGAAUCAGCUCUAGUUACUAUAUUCGACUUUCGAGAAUAUUUCUUUGGUGCUCAGCCAACCACUUCGGAUGGUUCUUUCGGAUGCUGCAUGCACCAUGGAUCUUACAAUGCUUUUGAUCGGCUAGCUCCUCUCUUAAAAACUAUGGACGCUGUAAGGAACGGUCAUGCCAUCCAUCACUUGAUACUUCAGAUACGGAUAUAUACCCUCUUCUGGCCCUCCAAGGCAUCAAAAGCUUUUGAAGAAGAAUUUGCCGUAAACCAAACUGAAGCAUGUGUUGUGAUGCUUACUUUUUACGCCACCGCAUGGUGGCUUCUUUCCGAGAGCGUGUGGUGGGCCAGAACUCGAACAAAAGUGAUGUGCGAGUCCAUUCUCGAAUGUUUGGACAAAAACAACAAGGAUGAGAAUUGGGAAACAAAUAUUGGGAACAUCCGUCACUAUUUUAAAUUUACGCCAAAUGAGACGGAUGGAUGGAUAAUUGGAGAUCCGGGAUACCACCCAGCGAAAGAGUUUCAAUAA
Trichoderma asperellum CBS 433.97 is the source of this 1335-nucleotide messenger RNA. RefSeq lists its product as uncharacterized. Gene Ontology annotation, molecular function: zinc ion binding; DNA-binding transcription activator activity, RNA polymerase II-specific. Gene Ontology annotation, biological process: regulation of transcription by RNA polymerase II. The record is from RefSeq and is a predicted model, not a curated record. NCBI's taxonomy places the organism in Eukaryota, Fungi, Ascomycota, Sordariomycetes, Hypocreales, Hypocreaceae.